UCGGUAUACACUUUAUUUUGAGAGUCUAUAUCGCCAGGUUUCUCAGAAACCGCAUCUUACUACUCGAGAACUUUUGGCUUAUAGAAACUUCACCCCUACUAUAUCACAUCUAUCUCUGUCUCAGUAUAUAUUUGGAUGAUAGGGCGAGCAGUGCGAGUUGCUUCCCCGUGCAGUGAAAUUGCUCGUGUCAAUCUGUGCAUACAUUAACUUAGAAUAUUCUCCACCCCCGACUGCCAACAAGAGACGAAAACCAAACCGAAAGUCAUCAUGAGUGGUUUUGGAAGGCGAAGUAAUGAGGGCCAUGGUAGCUACAUCGUCAACCAGCAAGUUGCCUUACCUGUUCCAUAUAGCCAAGGGGAAGGCCAUGAGUUCAGCGUAAAUGACUCUGGCUCAUAUCAUUUUCCAUCUCAGUCUUUCAACACAUAUACCUCCCAGUUCAGCUCUCCAUAUAGCCAUUCAGGCAUAUCAUCUCAUAACCAGCAUUUGUCUUCUCACCACUUACCUGUGCACUCUGUGCCAUCAACCCCUGAACAUACGGCCCUACAACAACACCACCCUCAUCAGUCGGUACAGUACAUGGCACCGUCACGCUAUUUCCAAUCCCAAAGGUAUCUGCCUUUCCGCGAGGCACUUGGGGAGACAGAUAUCGAAAGUCAAGACUCCCGAAACGAGAAUACGAUGUUAUCGGAACCAGUCAUUCCUCCACUGGAUGGGUUCCCAAAUGUACGGGAGUUCGAUCAACUAAUGAGAAGUUAUGUCGACGACCUCUCUGUUAAGAAGCAAGACAAAGCGUUGAUUCAUGCUAAAAGGGCGAGAAACAUAAGGACAGUCUUAUUAGACCCAAAAGAUACGACUGUAGAAUCUGCCCAGUUUCGGUAUGAAUUUGUCCUGUCCUUUGCCUGCGGCUGAAAGCAUCCCUACUACUUCAAGCCUUUCAUCAAGGCAAUGAUUAUAUUAGCAUCAGCUAAAUGGAAAGCAUCAGAUUUUGGGUCAAAAAGAUGUUCAAACUUCAAGUAGUUGGCACAGGGACUUCAGAUGUCUGUAUCCCCUCCUGACCAAGUCGAAUAACUUCAUUGCUGAUGCCCAUAUGCCUUUCAAGUGCAUGCAAAUGAUCUGUCAUGAAGGAAAGCCCGUGGCUAUUCGAGAGAAACUUUUCAAGAUUCUUACCAGGGCACAUCAACAGUGCCAACACGGUGGUAGAGAUAAGACAUCUGCUCAAGUGCGGCAGAUCUAUUCAUGGUACGUCUGUUUGUUUUCCAAACGAUAGGCCUGCACCUUCCACACCUAUCUUUUUGAGAGUACCCCAAGUCAUCAAUUGGCCAAUGAAAACUGACUGGAAGCAUAUGUUGACCAUCGUAAAAGGGUACCUAAAGAACUAAUCUCGCGAUUUGUCAAAAUUUGUCCGACUUGUCAAGUUCGCCGGGGGGGUUCGCG
This is a messenger RNA of Aspergillus pseudotamarii, 1434 nucleotides long. RefSeq lists its product as uncharacterized. Bases 268 to 909 code for a protein of 213 amino acids. The transcript has 2 exons. NCBI's taxonomy places the organism in Eukaryota, Fungi, Ascomycota, Eurotiomycetes, Eurotiales, Aspergillaceae. The record is from RefSeq and is a predicted model, not a curated record.